Messenger RNA from Talaromyces amestolkiae, 1017 nucleotides. RefSeq lists its product as uncharacterized. The coding region runs from base 1 to 1017 and encodes 338 amino acids. Gene Ontology annotation, molecular function: S-adenosylmethionine-dependent methyltransferase activity. NCBI's taxonomy places the organism in Eukaryota, Fungi, Ascomycota, Eurotiomycetes, Eurotiales, Trichocomaceae. The transcript is spliced from 3 exons. The record is from RefSeq and is a predicted model, not a curated record.
AUGCCCUCGGAUCCAACAUUCACAACCUACACCCCCACCCAAGCACGCACCUACGCCCAACACCGCCUCUCCUACCCAUCCAAGCUCUACGACACCAUUCUGAACCACCACAUAUCCACAGGUGGACAGCUCAAUGUUCUCGUAGAUGUGGGGUGUGGUCCUGGCCGCGCGACGAGGGAUUUAGCGGCGUUUUUUGAGGUGGGCAUCGGACUAGAUCCCGGAGAGGAGAUGAUUAGGACUGCUAGGGCGAUGUCUGAAGAGGAGGGUUUUAAAGAGUCUGGUGUUAGAGAGAAAGUGCAGUUUGCAGUUUGUGGAGCUGAGGACUGUGCGAAGGGCGUUAGGGAGGUGUUAUCUACACUCAAAAAUGGGAUUGAUGAUGGUGAUAGUGGAGAGGGGAGGGUGGAUUUAUUAACGGCUGCCAUGGCGGCACAUUGGUUCUCCAUGCCCGAAUUCUGGGACCAAGCCGCUGAAGUCGUAAAACCCAGUGGCACCGUGGCCCUCUGGACAUGCUCUUCGCUCUACUGUCAUCCAUCAACCCCUAACGCAGCAGCCGUACAAAAAGCGCUCUUCCAUCUCGAACGUGAGGUCCUUGCACCGUACGAAUUACCGCAAAACCGGAUAUCGCGCGAUAUGUACGACGACCUGGUUUUACCAUGGCAAGCCACUGACCCCACGACGACCGCAAAGGGGAAUCUAGGGGAAGUAUUCCCUGAAUCAGAUUUUGUCCGUUUGGAAUGGGAUAGAAACGGGACCAUCAGCGACGGGAGUGAUUUCUUCCUGUCUAGUAACAGUGAAAAGAAAGGGGAGACAACUCUAAACGAUUUAGCGGGAGGUCUUGGGACGGCGAGUAUGGUGACAAGGUGGAGGGAAGCGAAUCCUGAGCUUGUUGGUACGGACAGAGACUGUGUUAAGGAGAUGUGUGCUGAAAUCAGAAGAGCGAUGGGCGUGAGCAUGGAUGAGAAUCCGACAUUGAAGGUUGCGGGUUCGGUAGUUUUGUUGUUGUUUAAGAGGAAAUGA